Molecule: messenger RNA, 606 nt
Organism: Cooperia oncophora
Lineage: Eukaryota; Metazoa; Nematoda; Chromadorea; Rhabditida; Trichostrongylidae
Source: the annotation of a GenBank genome assembly
AUGGUCAGAAGAUCUCAGCGAGUCAUUCCUCAGCAACAAUCACAGAAAGUGUGGUGGAAACAGUUGGAGCGGACGGCGUAUGCAUGGUUCAACCUGAUGAACGCCAUGAUGGGUGUGGGCGCGUUUGCUCUUCCCGUCGCAUUCAAGCAAUCUGGGCUCUGGAUGGGAACCGCGCUUAUGGUAAUUCUCGGACUUGCCAACAUUCACAGCAUGAUCAAGCUGGUCAAAUGUUCACAAUAUGUUAGCUAUGUGAAGGAAUCCAGUGAAUCUCCGGCACUUUCUGCGAAGGGCACAGCGGCAACACAUUUGUCGCAGUCAUCUCAAAAUACGCCCAAAGGUGACGCUACUUCGGAUGCGGCAGCUUCCGAGUCGGAAAAGUCUGAGAACGGUCAGGAUGGUGCUGAUCGCUGUCCUAGAACCGAAACCACCAAACCAUUGCUGUCGAAAGCAACGAAUUCAGAGCCAAUGGACAAUCCAGCACGAGUACAGACGAAUGCCACACAAAGUGAUUCGCUAAAGUCCACCCAAAGGAGUACGGAUGAAGACGAGAUUCCUAACUACGUGUACAUAAGGUAUCUGCAAUUUUUGCCGAACAUUGGCUUAUGA